ACAGUCACUUGUAUAGAGCCCUUUCACCCAAAACUCCAAAACCAUCCUCACCUUGGCAUCACUCAAGACCACCGAUCUUCCGGCCACUGGCGGAGCUGAGCAGGGAAGAGAAAAUUAUAGGUAAAAUGUCCAAAAUACCCUCAUUAAAACUAAGAAAUUACAACUAUACCUUAAACCAUAAAUCUCUCUUCUCUCUCUUCCAGAUGCAGUGUUCAUGUUUCUCUCCCUCUUGCCCUGCGACGAUCCUGAAACAGUGAAACUGUCCUGCCCUGCGAAGACGAUCUUGAACACGAUCCUCAAACUGUCUCGCCUCCGCCUUCAUUAGCUUCGCAUCGCGCGCUCCGUCUCGCCUCCGCCUCCGGCUCAGUUUUGCGUCUCGUCUCUCAUCCCUCGUCCAGUCGCCCUCGUCUCCGCCUUGGUUGGCCGUUCGUCAAAACUCAAAAGGGCUCGUAAGUUUUAUCAUAUGGACAAUUUACGCCAGCAGAAAAUUCAAAAGUAUGAAGAGUUUGUUGAUAAACGUUUGAAACCUGAUCUUCUUCAUGCUACUGCUCAGAGGGACAAGGUCUUUGAACAACAGAAAACUUUUGCUGAUUUGCGAAGAAACAUUGAAAACCUAGAGAAGAAUAGUGUAACCAGUCUAAGAACUUUGGUCAAUCUUGGGUCUGAGGUGUACGUGCAAGCAGAAGUGUCCAAUACGCAACACAUAUUUGUGGAUAUAGGUAUGGGAUUCCAUGUGGAGUUUACUUGGUCUGAAGCUUUAAACUUCAUAGAAAAAAGGGAAGAAAAGAUAGCCAGGCAGAUAGAGGAGUACACUCAAUUAAUUGCUUCAAUCAAAGCCCAAAUUAAGCUGGUUUGUGAAGGGAUUCGAGAAUUACUUGAAUUUCCAGCUGAAAAACCCGCACCAGAACGGAUAUUUUGAUAUUUACAGAGUACACAUCUAAUUGCUUAUGUUAGUAUUUUUCACCACAAUUGCGAAGAAGAAAUGUAGUUAUGUCUUAAAAAACUGGGAUGGAUAUUUAUCCAUUAUGAAUGAAAUUUUGCAUCUCUUAUUUUGCGUACUAAUUAAUAUUUGUGCAGGAUUGUUUAGUAGUUCAUGUAUCUUGUAACGAAUAUGCAAAUACACUAACAGAAACAUUAACAAAAACCCAAGUCUUUACUUCUA
Cicer arietinum (chickpea) is the source of this 1162-nucleotide messenger RNA. The record is from RefSeq and is a predicted model, not a curated record. NCBI's taxonomy places the organism in Eukaryota, Viridiplantae, Streptophyta, Magnoliopsida, Fabales, Fabaceae.